Messenger RNA from Thlaspi arvense, 1098 nucleotides. The record is from the annotation of a GenBank genome assembly. NCBI's taxonomy places the organism in Eukaryota, Viridiplantae, Streptophyta, Magnoliopsida, Brassicales, Brassicaceae.
AUGGGUGGAAUUGACGACAACACUUGGCCCAUGCCAGGUGACAUGGCUGGGAAGGUCAUAACUUGCAAAGCGGCCGUAGCGUGGGGUCCCGGACUGCCUUUGGAAAUAGAAGAAGUUCGCGUUGACCCCCCUCAGAAAAUGGAGGUCCGAAUCAAGAUCCUUUUCACUUCAAUAUGCCAUACUGAUCUCAGUGCUUGGCAAGGCGAGAAUGAAGAUCAACGAGUAUAUCCUCGUAUUUUUGGCCAUGAAGCCUCUGGAAUUGUUGAGAGUGUGGGAGAAGGAGUAAGAGACAUGAAGAAAGGGGACCAUGUGGUUCCAAUAUUUAACGGAGAGUGUGGAGACUGUGUCUACUGCAAGUGUGAGAAAACCAAUCUGUGCGAGAUAUUCAGGGUGAAUCCAUUUAAGAGCGUGAUGGUGAAUGAUGGAAGGAGUAGGUUCUCAACCAAGCUUGGUGAACCCAUCUACCAUUUCCUCAACACUUCGACUUUCAGCGAAUACACUGUCCUGGACUCAGCUUGUGUUGUCAAGAUUGAACCCCAAGUUUCUCUCAAGAAGAUGACCUUGCUCAGUUGUGGAGUUUCAACUGGAGUGGGGGCGGUAUGGAAUAGCGCUAACGUGAAAGCUGGGUCAACCGUCGCUAUUUUUGGUUUGGGUGCCGUGGGACUCGCUGUUGCUGAAGGAGCAAGAGCCAGAGCAGCAUCUAAAAUCAUAGGAGUCGAUAUCAACUCCGAGAAAUUUACCAAAGAUCUUUCGUUGGACAUAGGAAAAGCAAUGGGAAUGACGGAUUUCUUUAACCCCCGGGAUGUAGACAAGCCGGUGCAUGAGGGAUGGGGGUUAACUGUGACACUAGGAAUUCAUCCAACACCCAGGAUGCUUCCUUUCCAUCCAAUGGAGUUGUUCCACGGUAGGAGAAUCAUUGGAUCAGUUUUCGGAGAUGUUAAAGGGAAGACCCAACUCCCCCAUUUCGCCAAAGAAUGCAUGCGUGGGGUUCUUAAUUUGGACGAGUUUAUAACUCACGAGCUUCCCUUUAGCAAGAUCAAUGAAGCUUUUCAGCUGUUGCUCAAGGGAAAAUCAUUGAGGUGCCUUCUUCACCUUUGA